Messenger RNA from Galleria mellonella (greater wax moth), 4304 nucleotides. RefSeq names its product stress-activated protein kinase JNK (gene bsk). Gene Ontology annotation, biological process: protein phosphorylation; JNK cascade. Lineage: Eukaryota; Metazoa; Arthropoda; Insecta; Lepidoptera; Pyralidae. Bases 520 to 1710 code for a protein of 396 amino acids. The record is from RefSeq and is a predicted model, not a curated record. Gene Ontology annotation, molecular function: JUN kinase activity; ATP binding. The transcript has 14 exons. Gene Ontology annotation, cellular component: nucleus; cytoplasm.
CGGCAGUCCGCCCGCGACGCCGGCCGCCCCCGAACGUCGCGUCGCACCAUCGUUCGCCACACACUGUAAUUAUAGUGCCCACCACUCCACAUGUACACUUGCGAGCAAACAAAUGCCAAAGUGGUGCUGUGAAAAAUCAAGUGUGCCGAUUGACAGCUCUGUGUUUGAAUUGAUUUGUGAUUGGUUUUUGCAAUACAAUUCUGCCGGUUAGCUGCGAACGCGGUAAACGCUACAAGCGGCAAUCAUCCCAGGAAUCUGGAAUUAUUGUGGUCACUACGUAGAGUUUGCUAUUUGAUCGUACACCGCCAGAAAAAAACAUUUUAUAAUUACAAAAUGAACACGCUCAACUUAUGACGUAAUUGGCAUUGCAAAGUCUUCCAAUCGGCACCAAGACUGAACCUGUGAUAGCCGGCGCCACACCCGCUCAGUACACGGGUGUCCGACAAUAACCCGGCGGACCCAAUAUAUGGAGAGUAACUCACCUUUUACAAGGACAUUCUCUUAAAGUAGGGGUGGUCCAUGCCCCACGCGGCGCCCCCAGCCACCGCCAUGUCGGCCCCGCCGCGCCACCCUCACUUCUACACCGUCGAGGUCGGCGACACACGCUUCACGAUACUUAAGCGCUACCAGAACCUGAAGCCCAUCGGCUCCGGCGCCCAGGGUAUUGUAUGCGCCGCGUACGACACAGUGACACAACAGAAUGUCGCGAUCAAGAAGUUGUCACGACCGUUCCAGAACGUGACGCACGCGAAGCGCGCGUACCGCGAGUUCAAGCUAAUGAAGCUCGUCAACCAUAAAAAUAUUAUCGGCCUGCUAAACGCGUUCACGCCACAGCGCAGCCUCGAGGAGUUUCAGGACGUGUACCUGGUGAUGGAGCUGAUGGACGCGAACCUCUGCCAGGUGAUCCAGAUGGACCUCGACCACGAGCGCAUGAGCUACCUGCUCUAUCAAAUGCUCUGUGGCAUCAAACACUUGCAUCUUGCCGGAAUUAUACACCGGGAUCUGAAGCCGUCCAACAUAGUGGUGAAGAGUGACUGCACGCUAAAGAUCCUGGACUUCGGGCUGGCGCGCACCGCCGGCACGACCUUCAUGAUGACACCCUACGUCGUCACUAGAUAUUACCGCGCGCCAGAGGUGAUCCUUGGCAUGGGGUACACGGAGAACGUGGACAUCUGGUCGGUGGGAUGCAUCAUGGGGGAGAUGAUCCGCGGCGGCGUCCUGUUCCCCGGGACAGACCAUAUCGAUCAGUGGAACAAAAUUAUAGAGCAACUGGGCACGCCGUCGGCGGCGUUCAUGGCGCGGCUGCAGCCCACCGUGCGCAACUACGUGGAGAACCGGCCGCGCUACGCCGGCUACUCCUUCGAGCGGCUCUUCCCCGACGUGCUGUUCCCCUCCGACAGCAACGAGCACAACCGGCUCAAGGCGUCGCAGGCGCGUGACCUGCUGUCGCGCAUGCUGGUCAUCGACCCCGAGCGCCGCAUCUCCGUCGACGACGCGCUGCUGCACCCCUACAUCAACGUCUGGUACGACGAGGGAGAGGUCAACGCUCCGGCGCCGGCGGCUUACGACCACUCGGUAGAUGAGCGCGAGCACACAGUAGAGCAGUGGAAGCAGCUCAUCUACCAGGAGGUGGUCGAGUACGCGGCGCCGCCCGCGCCGCCGCCCCACCAGCCGCCGCCCGACCACGCGCAGCCAGCCCUCACCACAUAGGUUUCAACCGAGCUGACCGCCGAGAUCUAAUCGUCUGUAAAACAUGGACUAUUUGUGAAAUAAAUCAUUCGGCCACGGGACGUGACGUGGCCACUCGGCGGCGAGCUACCUAUCUGUGAACACAACUGAUGUAAAUAUUUGUCAGGAGAUGAUUAAGUGCAAUAUAGACAGAGGAAAACAAGUGCAAACUAAAUAAACUGAUUUGACUCGUUCAUUUUCGUGUAAAGAGAGUGGAUGUCUCAAAAUUAGGCAGCUUAACAGAAUAUAUUUAGCGUAGAUGAUUUGUACUCCACUAAGAAUCGAUUUGUUUUGUUUGUAAACGGUUACCAGGCCUGUUUCUUGUAGUAUCUUCCCGUUUCUAAUGAUAAUAUAGGUUAAGAUCUGAAUUUAUUUUGCGGGUCCGACGCUUUUAUGAGAGCUCAACGUUUUGUUCCUAUAUACCCAGCCCAGUUUCGGUGACAACUGUUGAUUUGCAUAAAGCAGUGCCUUUCGCGGAAUACCUACUGGUGGAAACUUGCUGAUUUCGACUCAUGGACUGACUCUGAUAUGUUCGGAUAUUUUUGUAGGAAAAAUAAUGGCGGAUAUGUGAUUUUCUACCAUAUUUUUGUCUAUGGACGUUAAUUUGGGUGUCUGUCUGUAUUUGGAGCAGCAUGAAUGCGAGUUGAGACGCUUAUCUAUACAAAAUGAAGGGAUUUAAGUCGAUUCGAUAUUUCUCAAUGAGAUAUUCCUUCAUAUAAAGUGAUACAAUUGUUACUUACAAGUAAAAAAAAAUAUUUAUAUACAUAUUUGCUCCCAUUCAUGUUUCUCCUAAAACAAGAUAUUUUGUCGAUACUUUUACACUGCAAAACUGAAAACUUAUUGAAAAAUAAGUUAUCCUUUUAGAGUAUAAGUAAUAAAAAGGAUAACAUUAAGUUCACAGUGUGAGUUUAGUUGGGUCGUGUACUAGAAUUGGCGCCAAAAUGUAAUAUUAACAUUACAUUUGAUAAUAAAGUUGAGCUUAUCCAUAUGUUUUUGAUCGUGUUUUUUAAUUUUAUCCGUAUUGUUGUAAUAGUUGAUAUAAAUAGACUAAUUAAUCACCAUUGCAAUGUUCCCUACUGGUCCCGAUUUGCCAACACAGUGUUUUGUACGCUUUACGUACAGUGCCAUUACGUUUUGCCAUCAGUACUUACAUUUUCUAAGAACUCAUUAUAUUAACUUGUAUGCGUGACUUUUGAGGUUUGUUUCUUAGCCACACAUUGUCAAUAAUUUAUGUAUUUGGGAUUUUGUGAUGUUGAUAGUUUCUGUAGGUGGUCCUUAGCUACGUUGUUGAAAACCCAAUACUAAUUACGAGUAGUUUAAGGUACAUUUUUACUAAGCAGUCUCUUAUAGACUACCUCACACGUUGAUCAUAGCACAAUUGGUUCAAAUCAUUCAAGUUUUUUUUUAUUUUCUUACAUAUGUAUUAGUUUACAGCAAGGCAACUUUGUCGGUAUAUAAUAGACACGUGAGAUUCAACAUUCAGCCAAAUAGUACUUUUAAGUUAAUAAAAAAAUACAUAAGCAUAUAAAGCGUGAAGAUAUGCCCCGCUAAUCGUCAUACGAUUAAUGAAAUUCCUAUGACGAUAAGCGUCAUACUCGUGGCAUGUCAAUGGCUACCAUAGAGAAUGUCGAUCUAUUAGGCGACUCAACGUGUGAGGGUUAUCGUAGGUUAUUGUUUGAAACCUCAUUAGGUGAUAUAAAUAUAAAAUUAAGGUUAAUAAAGAAUGACGAACGGUAACAGUAAAUAGCACAAUUUAGCUAUAGUGUAAAACCGGACGGCAACAUGUUUGUGAUGUACCAUUUGUAUAAUCAAUGUUGAUAAGAGAAGCAAUAAUACGUCAUUGUUUUCUAUAUAAUCCCUUAGAAGCGGUCAUGUCACCUUUACUUCGGCUCUAAACAUAUCACGGAUGCAAUAGUUCUCUUUCGUACACCGGACAUGCAUCGACCGCUUCACUCUCUCACGUCACAUGUUACUUUACUUUUGUUCCUUGUAUCAUGGCGGACGGAGAACGCGCCAAAAUGGCGCGUCACUUUUCCCACUUACAAAUCUAUUAAAAAGGUUAAUUACCUCGAUUAACCUAGCAUUUCUUAUAAAAUAUACUGUUCAUAAUAGCUAAUCUAUAUAAAAAAAAUAAAAAAAAACUUUAUGCAAAUCUCUGAGAGUAUACCUACCUACAAUAAUUUAGGUGUAAGAGUAAAACUGUAAAUAUAAAAUAAUAGAUUAACGGAACGAAAGUGAAGCUAACAUAAUUCCUUAGGCCUUUCUUUUAUCACUUUAGUGAAUAAAUCACAACUGUACGUCCAAAUUGUCCAUUUAUAUGUUAAAAUAUACCUAAUAAUGCAAGUUACAAUAAUAUAAUCGUUAGAAUGUAUUUUAGUACACUUGGAGAACAAGGUUUAUGGUUUAUCGUAGCGCUGAGCUGGAAGCGAGAGGGAGCGGCAGCGGAAAGUGUACGGCCCUCUCGCCGCUUCUAGCGAUAUUUUUUGUUUAUUUCAAUUACUAUGUAAAACUUAUUUUUACUGUAUACGUAAGUUAUUUCAUAUUUUAACCGAAUAAAUUGAAAUGGUUAUUAUAAA